GAACAACGAACAACGAACAACGAACAACGAACAACGGACAGCGGACAACGGACAGCGGACAGGACAGCAGACAUCGGGCAAGAGUUCCUACUACUACUACUCCCCCCCCCAGCUCCUGCAAUCCAAUCCACGCCAGACCACUCUACUCUCGACUACCUCGACUACCCUCGACUACCCCAACUACCCUCGACUACCCUCGACUACCCUCGACUACUCCCAACUACUCCAACUCCAAACAAACCAUACGCCCGCAUCGACAAUUAGCUCCGCCGAUAUUUCACGAACCUGGCUUGACUGCACCUCACAUCCUCUUCACCCUUUAUACGCCCUUUCUGUCGCUGGUCGCCUACCCUUUUCUGUCGUCCCUACCUCCCUCCUUCCCUCCCUCCCUCCCUCCACUCCAUCUCCACUCCACUCCACCCCAAUCCCUCCCGAUCCUCAAUCUCGAUCCUCAAUCUCGAUCCUCAAUCUCGAUCCUGGUCCUCGAAUAAUUCACAACUCUGCCAACGACCUCCUUUCUCCUCCACAGGCACCCCCAUACUCUGUCUGCCCAGGGGGAAACUCCAAUUUGAUGGAGGGUCAGUCCAACAAGGGCCAAUCUCAACAUCAAUAUCAUUCUUCCCAGUGGUCAAGGCUUGUCCGGCGAAACACUCUGGCAAUCUCCGCUCCACCACCACCCAUCUCUCCUGCGACUCUGAUCCAGCCGUCUCCACAACUCUCGACAACAAUCGAAACUUUCCCCGACCUUCUCCCACAACAGACGUCGUCGUACCAGGCACAGCUUGCACAAUACAACAAGCUCAUCACGUCUGGCCGUGCCACGAGGGUGCAAUCCUCACCUCUGCCCCCACUGCUGUCCACACAGCACAUCCAGGCCGUGCCGCGUUCCGGCACGUCUGGCUACGAAAACAGGCAACGAAGACGAAGCACCUCGAGACUCGGUCAUGCGAAUAAGAAACCAAGUACUACUGGAAACGGCGACCGCCCGCUCAUAGCAGAACAAACCCUCGCCACCAUGGGUCCCAAGAAAGCAGACGCCCUGAAGCAGCACCUGUCGAGAUCGCAGCCCCAACACCGGCACUCGACACUCACGCAGCAGUCGAGCUCUGUGCCUACGACGCCGCACCAGCGCGCCCGGAAAUUCUCGACAGCCUCGAGAGAACCCUCUCCGAUCCCAGCACCGAGCCACUCCCCACGAUCUGCUUACUCGGAGACGAGUUCUGCAUUCCCGACAUACCGAUCGCUGCCCUCGAAAUGGGUUCGAUGCACGCACGAGACGGGGAUGGCACACUCGAGGAGGCGAAUGCCCUACAGCCUUGGUAGCGAGGGGUUGGAUCAGCCGAAGCAGUCGAGUAUAAAGGCGAAACUGUCACCAGAUGAAGAUAAGAAGCUUACGGCGGACAUGGAGAAGCUGUAUGCCGAGCUGCUGCCCACGGACGAGAGUGAGGCGAAGAGGCAACGAUUUGUACAAAAAUUGGAACAUCUGCUGAAUACCGAGUGGCCGGGCCACGAUAUAAAAGUUCAUGUCUUUGGGUCAUCGGGCAAUCUUCUUUGCACCGAUGAAUCUGACGUUGACAUCUGCAUUACAACCGAGUGGAAGGAGCUCGAACGAGUCUGCAUGCUCGCUGAUUUACUGUACCGAAAUGGAAUGACGAAAGUCAACUGCGUCUCGACAGCAAAGGUGCCAAUCGUGAAGAUCUGGGACCCGGAACUCGGCCUCGCAUGCGACAUGAACGUAAACAACACAUUGGCGUUGGAAAAUACGCGAAUGAUCAAGACCUACGUACAGGUAGACCCUCGGGUGCGGCCUCUUGCGAUGAUUAUAAAACACUGGACGAAGAGGAGGAUACUUAAUGAUGCGGCCUAUGGUGGUACCCUCAGCUCGUAUACAUGGAUAUGCAUGAUCAUCAACUUCCUCCAACUACAAGAUCCGCCUGUCCUUCCUGUUCUUCAUGAACGACAGCACCAGCGAUUGCCCCAGGCCGAUGGGCACGAAAGCGCAUUUGCCGACGACGUGGAGGCAUUGCAAGAAUGCGGCAAAUCCAGCAAGCAAAGCCUAGGGGAGCUCCUGUUCCGGUUUUUUCGAUUCUAUGCUCACGAGCUUGACUACGACAAGCACGUUCUUUCCGUCAGAAAUGGGAAGCUAAUAUCAAAACAAGAGAAGGGCUGGAACUUGGCAAAUAACAACAGGUUAUGUGUCGAGGAGCCGUUCAACGUCGGGCGCAAUCUGGGGAACACGGCUGAUGACUUCACAUUCCGAGGCCUACAUUUGGAGUUACGACGAGCCUUCGAUCUGAUUGCGGAGACGAAACUGAAUGAGUGCUGUGAGCAAUACGUGUUCCCCAAGGAGGAAGAGAAAGUAUGGGAGAAGCCGACUGCUUCUCGCCCAGUUGUUGUGCGGAGUGUGUCUCAGUCCAGAGGUGGUGGCCGUGGCGGGGGUAAUGGCGGACGUGGUCGAAACACCAACCACAACAGGAAUAACCAAGGGGGCCGUCGGGCUUCAAGUGCUACGUAUGAUGGUAACAACGGCUAUCCUCUGUUAGCCACACCCCAAGGAAUGUCGCCCAGCGAAACAUGGAUUCAGAAUCAACAAGCCCAGCUGCAGCUUCAUGAGUUAUACAUGACUUUGGAGGCACAAAAGGACAACCUUCUCAGGCUCCAGCUGUACAGCCAAGAACAAAACUAUGCGCAGGGACAACAGCGCAUGGAGGCGUUUGCUCAAACGCAUAGGUUACAGCCGAACGCUCCGGUUACAUCGCAGCAAGCCGCCGACAGGAAUCGGGGGAUGUCGUUCGACAACCCCCCGUUAGCUGUACCACUGUACUACUAUCCCUCUGUCUCGUUCCAGUACCCCGCCGGGUUUGGACCACAGCCAGGCCCAACAUACCCCUUAUCCCCCGCAAUCCCAUCUGCUGUGCCAGAAUUGCGACGCAGUCUGCACAGGUCAAGUGUGACCAGCGGAUCGGGCCCCGGUGGUUCGGUGUCGAAUAGCUCAGCCAGGUCUCACUCUACGCCUGCUGCUCGCACAACGUUGUCACCCAUGCUCACGCAGUAUGAGAUGGAAGGACAGCAAUCGUAUUCACCGUUGCAUCCUGGUGACAUAACAUCUCAUCCCCCCAAUGCGAAUGAGAACGGCAGACCCGGGUUCGACACCGACUCGGUGGUUAGCCGAGCGGAUUCGCUGCCAGCUGUUGGAUUUGAAAAGGACUACAGGGGCUAUGGAUUGAACGGGUCGAUAAUUUACCAGAACCCCAUAGAGUCCAAUUUCCAGUCCACAAUUUCCGCGUCACCGGGCCACCGCAGGCUCUCCACAGAGCAGUUCCCGCAAGCUAUCCUCGAGCGCUUGCGCCGUACUUCAAGGUCACCAUCUCCACUUGGGCGGGAUCGCGGUUACACUACGGGGGCGAGACCCAUACCUGCCGUGUAUGGAGGGGGAGGGGUUCCCCAUGCCAUAUCGAAUACCAAUGUCCGGAGUCUGAAUGAGCUAUCACCUCUAGUCGUGAAUGGAUCCUUCUCGAUACCUCACUCCCGCGCAUCGGGGGCACCGUCAUCUGCCAGUGGAAGCUCUUCGGAGGAUCAAUAUCAUGAUGCAGUAGGUGCUUCUGUAGAUUCGUUUUAUCUGACACCUCAAGACGCAGAUGGUAGGAAUCUACAGCCCUCGCAGAAUUCGGGACUCGGAGUGUCGCUGCCACCUAGAAAUAGGUCCGAGAGAGAUCCAUCGCCGCCUUCUUGGCAGAGGCAAAGACCUGCCGUGGAGACAUAUCUCGGGCCACCGUCGACUUCUAACUUUGCGCCAUCUUCAGCCCAAAGCUACAGCCACGCAACCCAGACCGGUGCUCUAUCCCCGGGCACGUCAACACCUGCUCAAACCUCCUCGCCGAAUGUCCGCAACCGACCAUCCCGGCCCCAAGGCACGGGAAUGUCGCCACUGGAUUUAGGCCCGCAGGACGCUCUGCGUGACGUCCCGCAUCUCUCGCCCGUUUUCGAGAAGCGCUCUCCCUCGCCGACCGCGAGCCGCAAAGCCGAUUCUUCUGCGUUUGCGCCGCCGCCGUCAACACUGCGCGAGAGCGCGGUGUUGAGGAGUGCGGGGCGCAACCCGUCGCCCCUCGCAAAUGGUAAUAAAGGGGUUGGGAUGCCAAAUGGCCAUACGCGCGGUGCGAAGAGCGAGGGCGACGGGGUGGGCAUGUGGCAGCAGAUACAGAAGGGGAAGCGGAGAGGGCAGGACGGGACGGGAAGGGGCGGCAAUGCAGAGGCGGAGGAGCCGCCGAGAUUCGAGGCCGAUAGGAAAGGGGGGUAGUUUUAUAGACGUGCUGUUUGUUGGAAUGCGAUGUAUAUGGGCUUCUCUGGAUAUCAUGGGACGGACCCGGACUGCCUGCUGAGGGUUUUCCAGAUGCGGAAGGAAUAGGGUGUGGGACUAUGCGAGACCCCCGCGUCGCUUUGUGUGAGUAGGAAAAUCGGGCCCCCGCCCGCCCGCGCCCACGAGCUGCGCGGUUGGGUGGUGGUAGUGGGAAUGGGAAAUGGGAAACACCCCCACCUUUGUACUAGAAUUAGAAUUGGGAAAAGAUAAACGGGCGCGUUAUAGGGAAAUAGGGGCGGAGGGGGGGGAGGUUUUCGGUAGCGGCGCCUCCGAUGCAGCGAAACCCCUCGGUUUUUUUAGUACAGCAUAUGAGAGAAAAACAGGAAAUGAAUUCGCACCCCCAAAAAAGCCCGUCAGAAACCAGAGAUCAGAACAGAACAGGGGAGAGGGGAGAGGGGAGAGGUAUUACAGGAC
This is a messenger RNA of Pseudogymnoascus destructans, 4771 nucleotides long. RefSeq lists its product as uncharacterized. The record is from RefSeq and is a predicted model, not a curated record. Gene Ontology annotation, biological process: RNA 3'-end processing. Gene Ontology annotation, molecular function: nucleotidyltransferase activity. Lineage: Eukaryota; Fungi; Ascomycota; Leotiomycetes; Thelebolales; Thelebolaceae. Bases 572 to 4297 code for a protein of 1241 amino acids. The transcript has 5 exons.